Messenger RNA from Colius striatus (speckled mousebird), 9980 nucleotides. It is a transcript of the gene RICTOR, whose product is annotated as RPTOR independent companion of MTOR complex 2. Lineage: Eukaryota; Metazoa; Chordata; Aves; Coliiformes; Coliidae. The coding region runs from base 58 to 5199 and encodes 1713 amino acids. The record is from RefSeq and is a predicted model, not a curated record. Gene Ontology annotation, cellular component: TORC2 complex. The transcript is spliced from 38 exons. Gene Ontology annotation, biological process: positive regulation of phosphatidylinositol 3-kinase/protein kinase B signal transduction; TORC2 signaling. Gene Ontology annotation, molecular function: protein serine/threonine kinase activator activity.
AUUUCUCCUCGCGAGAGCGGGCGAGGCUUCCGGUGUUGUGACUGCGGGGCCGUAAACAUGGCCGUGAGUCUCCGCGCCCGCUCGCUGAGACACCUCCGCAUCCGAGGUCGGAACGACAGCGGCGAGGAGAACGUCCCCCUCGAUCUCAGCCGAGAACCCUGUGAUAAUAUGAGAGAGAUUCUCCAAAAUGUGGCAAAAUUACAAGGUGUUUCAAAUAUGAGAAAACUAGGUCAUUUGAAUAAUUUUACUAAGCUUCUUUGUAAUACUGGCCAUGCUGAAGAAAAGCUAGGUUUUACGUAUGACAGCAUCAUAAUAUGUCUGCGGUUAGCUUUACUAAAUGAAGCAAAAGAGGUACGAGCAGCAGGAUUGCGAGCCCUCCGCUAUCUCAUUCGAGACUCCAGUAUUCUCCAGAAGGUGCUAAAAUUGAAAGUGGAUUACUUGAUAGCCAGGUGUAUUGACAUACAGCAGAGUAAUGAAGUAGAAAGAACACAAGCACUUCGAUUAGUCAGAAAGAUGAUCACUGUGAAUGCUUCACUAUUUCCCAGUUCUAUUACUAAUUCUUUGAUAGCGGUUGGAAACGAUGGUCUUCAAGAAAGAGAUAGAAUGGUUCGAGCAUGUAUAGCCAUUAUCUGUGAACUAGCACUUCAGAAUCCCGAGGUGGUGGCUCUUCGGGGUGGUUUAAGUACCAUCUUGAAAAAUGUGAUCGAUUGUCAGCUAAGCCGAAUAAAUGAAGCUCUUAUAACUACAGUUUUGCACCUCAUUAAUCAUCCAAAGACCCGACAGUAUGUUCGAGCAGAUGUAGAAUUAGAGCGAAUUUUAGCUCCUUACACAGAUUUUCACUACAGGCAUAAUCCAGACACAGCAGAAGGACAAGUCAAGGAGGACAGAGAAGCACGGUUCCUAGCUAGUAAAAUGGGAAUAGUGGCAGCAUUUAGAUCAUGGGCAGGUAUUAUCAGCCUGUGCAAACCUGGAAAUUCUGGGAUCCAGUCUCUUAUUGGGGUACUCUGUAUACCAAAUAUGGAAAUACGGCGAGGUUUGCUUGAAGUUCUCUAUGAUAUAUUUCGCCUUCCUCUUCCUGUUAUGGCAGAAGAAUUUAUUGAGGCGCUUCUCAGUGUAGAUCCAAGCAGGUUUCAGGACUGCUGGAGACUUUCUGAUGGCUUUGUAGCUGCUGAAGCUAAAACUAUAUUACCCCAUCGAGCCAGGUCAAGACCGGAUCUCAUGGAUAACUAUUUGGCUUUAGUGCUUUCAGCUUUUAUUAGCAAUGGACUACUUGAGGGUCUAGUUGAAGUGAUUACAAGUAGUGAUGACCAUGUAUCUGUUAGAGCAACUAUCCUUUUAGGAGAACUUCUGCACAUGGCAAACACAAUUCUUCCUCAUUCUCACAGCCAUCACCUUCACUGCUUACCAACGCUAAUGAAUAUGGCAGCAUCUUUUGACAUCAUGAAAGAGAAAAGACUACGAGCAAGUGCUGCACUCAACUGCUUGAAACGUUUUCAUGAGAUGAAGAAAAGAGGACCUAAACCUUACAGCCUCCAUUUAGAUCACAUUAUACAGAAAGCAAUCUCAACACACCAAAAAAGGGAUCAGUAUCGUGUGCAGAAAGACAUCUUUAUUUUAAAGGAUACAGAAGAAGCACUUGUAAUGAAUCUUCGAGACAGCCAAGUUCUUAAUCAUAAAGAGAACCUUGACUGGAAUUGGAAUCUAAUAGGUACCAUACUGAAGUGGCCAAAUGUAAAUCUAAGGAACUAUAAAGAUGAACAAUUGCACAGGUUUGUAAGGAGAUUGCUGUAUUUUUACAAGCCUAGCAGUAAACUCUAUGCCAACUUGGAUCUGGACUAUGCCAAGGCUAAGCAGCUCACAGUGGUGGGUUGUCAGUUUACUGAAUUUCUUCUUGAAUCAGAAGAGGAUGGACAAGGUUACCUGGAAGAAUUGGUUAAAGAUAUUGUACAUUGGCUCAAUACUUCAUCAGGAAUGAAGCCUGAACGUAGUCUUCAAAACAAUGGAUUACUAAAUACCCUUAGCCAGCACUACUUUCUGUUUUUUGGUACUCUCUCUUGUCACCCUCAUGGAGUGAAAAUGCUUGAAAAAUGUAAUGUGUUUCAGUGUCUUCUUAAUCUUUGUUCUCUGAAGAACCAGGAUCACUUGUUAAAAUUGACUGUUUCCAGUUUGGAUUACAGCAGAGACGGAUUAGCAAGAGUCAUCCUCUCCAAAAUCCUGACAGCAGCUACUGAUAGCUGCAGGUUGUAUGCAACGAAACACUUACGAGUGUUGCUGAGAGCGAAUGUAGAGUUCUUCAGCAACUGGGGGAUUGAGUUACUGGUGACCCAAUUACAUGAUAAAAAUAAAACUAUUUCUUCUGAGGCACUUGAUAUUUUAGAUGAAGCAUGUGAAGACAAGGCCAACCUUCAUGCCCUUAUCCAAAUGAAACCAGCUCUUUCUCAUCUGGGAGACAAGGGUUUGCUUCUACUCCUAAGAUUUUUGUCCAUCCCAAAGGGAUUUUCGUAUCUAAAUGAAAGAGGCUAUGUAACAAAACAAAUGGAAAAGUGGCAAAAGGAAUAUAACUUAAAGUAUGUUGAACUGAUAGAAGAACAACUUAAUGAAGCACUUACAACGUACCGCAAACCUGUUGAUGGGGAUAACUAUGUUCGUCGGAGCAACCAAAGAUUACAGCGACCACAUGUCUACCUGCCAGUUCACCUUUAUGGCCAACUGGUGCACCAUAAAACAGGCUGCCAUUUAUUGGAGUCUCAGAGUAUUGUUACAGAUCUAAGUUACACUGUUCGUUCCCCAAUGUUGGAUAAGUGGGAAGGAAUUAAGCAGCUGAAAGCAGCCCUUUGGGCCUUGGGCAAUAUUGGAUCAUCAAAUUGGGGCCUUAACUUGCUUCAGGAGGAGAAUGUAAUUCCUGAUAUAAUGGCACUUGCGCAACACUGUGAAGUUCUCUCUGUUAGAGGAACCUGUGUCUACGUGCUUGGUCUAAUAGCCAAAACUAAACAAGGAUGUGACAUUCUGAAGCAUCAGAACUGGGAUGCAGUCAGACACAGUCGUAGACAGCCUUGGCCAGUGGUCCCUGAUGACAUGGAACAGCUCUGCAAUGAACUUUCUUCUAUACCCAGCACACUUAGCUUGAACUCUGAGUCCACCAGUUCUAGACAUAACAGUGAAAGCGAAUCUGCUCCUUCAAGUAUGUUCAUCAUGGAGGAUGACCGCUUUGGCAGUACUUCCACUAGUACAUUCUUCUUAGAUAUUACUGAAGAUGCAGAACAAAUAUUUUAUGACAGACCUGGGCCUUCAAAGGACAAAGACCGUAGCCCCUUUCCUUUUUUUAGUUCUAGUAGGCUUGUGAAAAACCGCAUUCUAAACUCUCUUACUCUACCUAAUAAAAAACACAGAAGUAGCAGUGAUCCAAAAGGAGGGAAAUUGACAUCAUCUGACAGUAAAUCAGGUCUGAGACGAAACCGUACAGUAACAGAACCUUCUGGUAGUAUAGACUUUCCUGCUGGGGAGGAUUUCAACCCUGUUUUCAAAGUUCCUAAAAUCCAGACAUUGCGAUUAGAAACGUCCUUUGUUGGAAGUAAGCAUAUGGAAGAUACUGAUAGUACCCCAAGUAUUGGGGAAAAUGAUAUGAAGCUGCCAAAAGGUCUUGGAAAUGAAAUUCACCGGGAAAACACAAGCAGAGAAAGGCUAAUAGGAGAUGGUACUACACAAACACAUUUCAAGAGUCGUAGUUUAAGUUUUAAUACAGAUACUACAACAAGUGGCAUAAGCUCCAUGAGCUCUAGCCCUUCAAGGGAGACGGUAGGUGUGGACACUACAAAUGUAGAUACUGACUGUGGAAGUUUGAGCACUGUGGUAAGCACAAAAACAGUUAAACCAAGUCACUGUUCAACACCACAGUCUAACCACCUGCCUCUCUCAAAAUCCAACUCUGUGUCCCUGGUACCACCAGGGUCUUCUCAUACACUUCCCCGGAGAGCUCAGUCUCUUAAAGCUCCUUCUCUUGCUACGAUAAAAAGUCUUGCUGACUAUAACUUCAGCUACACAAGUUCUCGAGAUGCCUUUGGCUAUGCUACACUAAAACGCUUGCAACAGCAGAGGAUGCAUCCUUCACUGUCUCAUUCAGAAGCCCUUGCAUCUCCAGCAAAGGAUGUGCUGUUUACUGACACUAUUACCAUGAAGUCUGGCAGCCUGGAUUCUCGGCUAACCCCAAGCCGAUUCAUGAAAGCUUUAAGUUAUGCUUCAUUAGAUAAAGAAGACUUACUAAGCCCUAUUAACCAAAACACACUUCAGCGAUCAUCCUCUGUUCGUUCCAUGGUUUCUAAUGCUACAUAUGGUAGCUCUGAUGAUUACAUUGGCCUUGCUCUCCCCGUGGAUAUCAAUGAAAUAUUUCAGGUAAAGGAAACUCCAUAUUUCCAGAAGAAAACCACACCUCCAUUUGAUGACCAUGGAGCUAGGGUCUUUGCACCUGAUGCAGGAGGUCUUCCAUCAGGUACAAGUGAUGUCAAAAGCCCUUUUCAGAUGCUUCGGCAGCAGAUCAGUCUCACAGAAAUCAUGAAUACCAGCCGUUCAGAUGCCUCUCAGUUCUUAGAAAAUACAGAGGAUACAGGGCUACAGGAGCACACAGAUGAGAACUGCCUUUACUGUGUCUGCACUCAGAUAUUAGGGUAUCAGCCUAACAACAAAGUUAACUCAUCAUAUAGCCGUACAGACUUUUCAGACAUUCCAUAUACUGACUGGUGUGGGCAGACCAUACACAAUCACUUAGAUGUGCAUUCCUCCAAAUUUUCUGGAAUUUCAGGCUGUAGUGAUGCAGUGUCCCAUGGUUCAGCUAGCAGCACCAAGAGUACAGAGCUUGUGCUAGGAGUAAAAUCAAUUCCCGAUGACACACCAGUGUGCAGAAUUCUUCUGCGGAAAGAAGUCUUACGUUUAGUGAUCAAUUUGAGUAGUUCAGUAGGAACCAAGGGCCAUGAAACUGGACUCCUGACAAUUAAGGAGAAGUAUCCCCAGGCAUUUGAUGACAUAUGCCUUUAUUCUGAGGUGUCCUACUUAUUAGCACAUUGUACAUUUCGACUUCCAUCUCGAAGGUUCAUUCAGGAACUGUUUCAAGAUGUGCAGUUCUUACAAAUGCAUGAAGAAGCAGAGGCCAUUUUAGCGACACCAACAAAACAACAGGCAGUAGUUGAUACCUCAGUAGAAUCCUGACCUCUGUCUCGUGCGGUGCAUUGCAUAUAGACUUCUGAAAUCCUCACACAACCUCCUCCAACCUACUGGAUAAAAAGCUUUGGAGCAUCAUAUUCUAAACUGUUCCAGAAGCUAUUGGUACCUGAAGACUGAACUGAAAACUUUUUCUUCCUCAACCAAUUACUGUCCUAGUCUUCUGAGCCCUUUGGGGAGUUAUUAAACAUUACCAUAGUUUUAAUAAUAGUAAUUACCAGUAUAUGCAAGAGCCGAGCACUGAACACCUCCACGAGUUUUCAUUUCAUUUUCUACCAUAAAUUAAAAAGAAAAAACAAACAAAUGGACAACAUGCAGAGACAUCUUUUUUGGUUGACUUCUGAUCCUGUUCCAGAGAAGCAGAACGAUGCCUUGCUUUUUAAACUCUGGAUACCAGGAAUCAGACAGAUGAGGGUGCAUUCCAUUGCCAGCAAUGGGGAGCCAUGCUGUAAUUGUGAGCACCAGGGGAUAUAUGUUAGACCUUCUCUGUUGGUUUUUGUACUGUUUAUAACACUACUUAGGGGUUUGUAACUUCAGACAGAAAGAAAAGCCUCUGUGAAUCUGAGGUUUCCUUUAAGUUAUUUUAAUAUUGCUGUAGCUGUAAGUCAUUGUAUUAGCAGUCUCUCCAAUUUCAUUACAUUUACGUACAUGUAUCUUAUCUGAACCAGUUAAGGAUUUUCACUACAGUUUGAUUUUUUAAAAUAACAAAUAAUUGAAACUGAAAGUGCUGAAAUCAGAUUGUUUUCCCUGAAUGAUAUGCAUGUGUUUGCAGUUUCUACACUCAUGCUCAUAUAGUAUGAAUGCUGGUCGUAUUUUUGGCUAAAAUCCUCUGAAAAGCAUGAUUUAUAUCAGAUAAAUGCAUAUUGUAUAAACUCAAUUUGAGGACACUUAGUCACUGCUGCUUUUGUGAGAAGACAUGAGUGUUUUCCAAGUGCCAUGGAAACAGCCUUUUAUCAAAGCAAAGGUUCAUUUGAAUUUUCAGUGGGUGAGUGAUCAAGCAUCAGAUUAAUAUUAAUAAUUGUAGUGAAAAGCCUUAAGUACCAAAUCUUGGAGCAGCAGUACCUGUAAUAUUUUAUUGCAAAAUUCAAAGAAUUCAAUGGCUGUUAAUGACUGAAAUAGUUUCCUCUAUCACAUAGUGAGGUUUCUAAAUGAGUGAGUGCAAGCUUAACAAAAAAAAAAAAAACAAAAACAAACAAACAAAAAAAAACCAAACAAAAAAACACAACAAAAAAAAAAACCCACACAAAAAAAAACCCCAAACCCAACCCUGUCACUUUUAUCAUGAAUCUAAAGAUUUGGUAGCCUUUAUACGAAGGUAAUAUAAAUAUAUGCAAAUGUGUAUAUACAGUAGCAUGGCCACCUUUGUUAGGAUGCCUGUAAUAGAGGGGAUUACUUUUUUUGUUUUGAUAUAGGCAAAUAGUUCAGCUGGACUGUACCAAGUAGAACAUAUUUUUUUUUCAUUCACUUCUACCAUUUUCUACAAUCAUCAGAUUAACACUUAAGAUAAGUAAAAUUCGUCGUGAUGCUCGGAACCCUGUUCUUACUAGCUGUGCUGCUGGAGAGUUCAAUAAGUAGUCCUGUGAACAGAAAAACACCAUUCCUAGUGAAAUGUAAGAUCUAUUUGCUCUUAUUGGAAAUUUCAUCUUGUCACAUAAACACAGCUUUGCAGCUUUCACUUCACUGAGUUCUUUAGUGCACUGUGUACCACUAUGUUCUGGUAAAGCAGAGUGUCAGUUGCUGCUUAUAGUCAUACUUAAUUCCUAAGAUCUUUUUGUGAGUUCCCACUGAAAGAAGGAGCAAAAAGAAACUGAUCCAACUCUUCUGUAUACAGUGAUGCAAAUAAUAUACCUGUGUGUCAAGGCGCGUUUGAAAUGCUCUGAAAACAUACCACAAUAGUAACUAUUGGACUUCUCUAUGGUCAUAAGAAACAAAUGCUUCUGUAAAACCAAAAUGUCAAUCACAGUAGACCAAAUAGUGGUAUAAACUCCAAAGGAAAUGUAGUUUUCCCAAAAAUGGGGAUAGCAUAUCUUCAUACAGUAGUUUUGAACACUACCUCAGUUAGGCUAGAGUGUAGGAGAUUUGUUUUAAUAACUAGAUGGGGUUACAUCAAACAACUCCAUGUUAUUUUUCUGCAGUUAAAGCAAAAUAAACAAAUUUUAUCUCCUAUAUUUAAAAAAACCACCUGUUUCAUUUGUUACCAGUUUAACCCAUAGCAUUUAAAGUAGAAAGGAUGGCCUUUGAUUAUAAGAAGGUAAGCAAAACUGAUGUCAAUAUCUUUUUGAAAGAAUCUCCAUGCUGAAAUGCUUUUUUGUUCUCAAGUACUCGCUUCUGUGGGGAUCUGUAACAACAGAAACUUGACGUACAAAUCAUGGCUGCAAACUCAGUUGUAAAACAUUAAGAUCGUGGUUUUUUUGUUCCUGAAAGUGUAUGAGUGUCAGUAGAUUUCAACAAGUGUGCAUCAAGGAUGUAGAGUCUGUACUGUACAUAACAUGCAACAUUUCUAGAAAUAAUUUGCAUAUUUACAUUAAGCUCACAUUAAUGUUUCAUUUUAAUUGGCAAAUGAAGGGAUACUGUUAUUGAAGGAGUUUGAUAUUGGCCUAAUUAUAAACUGUGAAUUUCUGAUUCUAUGGAUUUCUCUUUUUGAAUGUCCCUUUCAAAGUUCUUGUUGUAGGAGUUUAUUUGCUUCAUGAUAAUACUUUGAAAGAAAAACCAGUAAAUAAAAAUUGUGCUUGUGUUAACCCUAAUAAAGAAUCCUUCCACUUCUCCUGGAAAGGUUUGCAAGGGAAGCUGACAGACCACUUGCUUUGUGUUUUUCCAGUCUGAGCAACUGGUGCUACUGUCGAAAAACAGUAAAGCGCCUGGUGUUCACUGGCACUAUGUAUGAUACAGUCUGGCUGCUGUGGCAGAGAACACUCUGAAUGAUUUGCAGUGUCAGCACAGAGUGGUCUGCCCUGAAGCAACAGCCUGUAUGGGAAGGAGAGGCUGACUGUGAAACCACUCGGGUUUAGUCUACUAAAUUAUCUGGGUAGUCUGCUUAUACGGUCAGUGGAAAGGGAUAACCCUUUCUGAGGCGCAGAGUGCUAGGGGCUGAGGGACUAUUUCUUUCUCUCCCAUGAGUGGGGAGGAGGACAAAGCUGGAUGCUGCGAGUGUCCUUUUGGGGAGAGAGACACUUUUUCAGCCCUUUGAAAUCUGGAGGUGCUGAAUGCCCCCAGCUGUCACUGGACCUGGAGAUGGUCGGCCUGUGGGGUGCCUGACUUGUUAUGGGGGGCCCUUGGCAUGUCCUGUUUUAAACAGUUGCUUUUCCUCAUCUUACAGUUCUUGUUUGACCUGACAUGCAUACCAUAAAUGUGCCAGGUUUUCAUGGUGUUUCCCGAGACACAAUGAAGCGCUCUAGUGUUCGGUAUUUUAGGGCGCAGUAGCUUGGCACGCUGAGGUAAGCUGCCCACGUAAGGCUUUAAAAAGGCAGCAGUGAGAAUUCUGCUUGUCUUUUUGGUAUUUUGUCUUGGGACAUAGGCAGUGGUCUCAAAUGAAACUUGUACUUUGAAGUGAGAGACUGAAAAAACCUAGAGCACCUUUACUAGGCGCCGGAAGAGAGAGGUAACUGUUCAAGCAGCAGGUAACAAUCAAAGAAAGCCUAGUGGGAGAUGAAAGAGUUGUUGCUGCUGCUUAAUCUGUGUCCUGGCCUUGGCACUUGGCUGCUUCAGCUGCAGGAAGCUGGCACUACCUUGUAAGAAAAUGAGGGUCACGGUGGAGGAAUUCUUUCCAGGCUUUGGAGUGUCUCCCAGGUUUCUGCUUGCUUCCCAGCAGGGCUGCACAGAAGUCCCGUUACUCAGAGUUUCCCUGGAGCCUGUUAAAAGCAGCUCACGUAGCGUCUUUUUUUCAGUCGCACCUCUGUGAUCACGUCCAUAUGAAAGGUAUACUAGGUGAGGGUAAAAUCUUCCCUUUAGGAACAUGCUAGAAACCCUGCUUAUAUCUCACUAGAAGCCUUCCCCCUCUCCUUGGGUUUUUUUUAACUCCAGAUUCUAGUUCCCUGGAUAGUUUUCUUUUUAACAGAUGCGUAUGUUCAGUAAAAAAUGCUGAUUUUCUUUGAACUGUUUUUGUAACAUAGAUGGACAGCAGUGCCACAGCAGGCAGAAAUUGCACAUUUUGCUUGAGUUGCUUUCUAAAAUACACUAUUUAUUUUGAGAAAUGUAACAUGCCAAAAAGUGUAACUUGCCAUUUUGCAACUGAAUAGGGCAUUUUAGCAGAAGAUGCAGUGUCAUGGGAGGGAGGUGGAGGAGGGGGUGGUGGGGCAGAUGUCUCCUAGAUUUAACUGAACAAUAGUUCCAACAGUGGGCUGUCAGCAUCCCUAAAACUGCAUUACAAGAGAUUAUCUAAACUAGUAAUUUUGAGGAGAGAGGGGAUCAAUGAAAACCAAGACUUACUCUCCCUGUCCUAUGUGGUUCUUUUUUUAUUCAGUAACACGCUGCUACAUAUUUGGAGGUUGUGUUUGUAGGUCACUGAACAGACAUUGAAAUCUGAUUUAUAUUGUAUACCUGUAACAUAGAAAGAAAAAGUAUUUAUAUAUUUUCUGUAAGAAUAUUGCAUUGAACUGUGUAUAAUUUAAAUAGAGGCUUGUCCCAAAAUUGUAUUGCCCACCUUGUUUUGUGUGUUUUUUCUUUUUAUUGUAUAGUGUGUACAGUUCAUGUCAAUGGGCAUUAAAAGCCUCCUGAAGCGUAAUCUUAUCAAAGGGAUGCAUUGUUAAUAAAAUGUACUUAAACUUCUACAA